This is a messenger RNA of Cladocopium goreaui, 951 nucleotides long. The record is from the annotation of a GenBank genome assembly. NCBI's taxonomy places the organism in Eukaryota, Dinophyceae, Suessiales, Symbiodiniaceae.
AUGGCGUCCUCCGCGGCGGAUGCGCCGGCACCGGCGGCUGCCGCGGCUGCGGAUGCAGCACCGGUGCUGAAGCGUGCGCAACUGAAAGGGCACAAGGACUCGGUGUUGUGCUUGGCCACUGACACAAACAGUCGACUGGCAUCUGGUAGCGCAGAUGGAAUGUGCCGUUUAUGGGACCUGCGGUCUUUUCGGAGUGUGCGUGCUGCGCAGCUUCCCCCAGAGGGCGCUGAAGAGGUUUCUGGCGUAUCUCUGUCUUCAGCUCGACCACACUUGUUGCUGGCAGCUGGGGGUCGGAACGUCUAUGGUUUCGACCUUCGCUCGGAGAAAGUGAUCUUGAAGGAGGUCAGCAGUUCAGCGGAAUGCUCCAGGGAUGACAUUAACCAGGUCUUGAUCGAUCCCGACGGUCAUCUUUGUGCUGUGGCGGAAGAUACGGGAGCCGUCCAUUUGCUGGAUCUCAACACUUGGCGUGUUGACAAGACCUUGUUUGGGAAAGCCGGACAUGAGAAUAUUUGCAGUUCUGUGGCGUGGAAGCCAGGGCGCUCCUGGUGCCUCGUGUCCGGCGGCCUGGAUGCCGCGGUGGUCUUCUGGCAACGCAGCGGACGAGGUCGAAAGGUGCAGAUGCAACCAGAUGUUGGGGAGGAGUCUGCCACAGCCACCGGGCCACAGCUGUUGAAUCCUCCAUUUGUGCAUUCCCUCGCCUACCUUCCUGACGAAAGCUUAGCUGCAGGUCUUGGUGAUGGAACGGUGGCGUUGUUGGAUCCGGUGGAUCGUGCGGAGAUUGCCCGGCUUCGAGGUCAUUCAGCUGCCGUGGCGCAGGUUGUUAGCGCUCCUUUUGGUUUGGUCUCUGCUGGCAAUGAUUUGCAGGUGGUUUUAUGGUCAACCGAUCCAUCUGGCAGAUUGCCGCUGCUGCAGUGGAGACAUCAUGAGAAGAUGAACUGGCUGCCUGCUUGA